Molecule: messenger RNA, 2319 nt
Organism: Baudoinia panamericana UAMH 10762
Lineage: Eukaryota; Fungi; Ascomycota; Dothideomycetes; Mycosphaerellales; Teratosphaeriaceae
Exons: 2
Coding region: 1-2319 (772 amino acids)
Biological process (GO): maturation of SSU-rRNA from tricistronic rRNA transcript (SSU-rRNA, 5.8S rRNA, LSU-rRNA)
Cellular component (GO): 90S preribosome; small-subunit processome; nucleolus
Molecular function (GO): protein binding
Source: RefSeq, a predicted model, not a curated record
AUGAAGCUGUCAAAUCAGUCCACGGUACCUGUUUAUACCAUCGCAGGUGCUUCGACUGCACGGCCAUUACCAGAGUGGUUGGCGCGGAAGAGGAAGCGCAGUCUGAAAAAGGACCCGGAGUAUGCCAGUCGCAUCGAACUGUUACAGGACUUUGAGUUCGAAGAAGCCAGCUCCUGCGUGCGUGUCAGUGAGGAUGGCGACUGGGUUAUGAGUACAGGAACGUACAAACCGCAAAUACAUACACAUUACUUACCACAUCUGUCUUUGUCAUACGCGAGACAUACUGAUUCUCUCAAUCAAACGUUCGUGCUACUAUCAAGUGACUACUCUAAAUCACUGCAUCUACAAACAGAUCGAUCCCUGGAAUUCCACACCGCUGGCGGCGUGCACUACCGGACACGGCUCCCUCGCUAUGGACGCGACCUGAAGUACAACAGGUCCACUGCCGAAGCUCUAAUACCCACAGUCGGUGUCAAUGCAGAAGGAAACGGCGAGGUGCACAGGCUCAACCUCGAGAUCGGUCGCUUCAUGAGAAGUUAUGAAGUGGACGUUGGUGGCGACGACCUUGAGUCACUCGGAGGUGGUGCGCUACAGGGUGGGAUCCAAGCCGGUGCUGUGAACUGUGCCGCUGUUGCCGAGGGUUCUCACGGCCUUCUCGCCUUCGGCACCUCGCUCGGCACGGUAGAAUUCUGGGACCCGCGUCUACGAAACCGCAUCAGCGCAUUAGGUCUCCCGUCAUCAGCCUUUGCUUCGGACGACGAAAUAAGAACCAGCAUUACGGCAGUUGAAUUCCAUCCUUCUGGUCUCAACUUUGCCACUGGCAGCAGUAACGGCAUAGUGCACACGUAUGACCUUCGCUCGCCGGUACCUCUAAUGCGGAAGGACCAAGGCUACGACUAUCCGAUUCAAACGCUCAAGUACCUUACCUCUUCAACACGCCCAUCUUCCUCUGCAGCUGCCGCAGAGAACCUUAUAUUAAGCGCAGACAAGCGCGCAAUCAAACUCUGGAACUCGGACACCGGCGACCAUUGGACAUCAAUGGAGCCUGCAGUGGAUCUUAAUUGCGUCGAGUGGAUACCCGACAGCGGCAUGUUUCUCACAGCCAACGAAGGCAGGCAGCAACAUGCAUUCUUCAUACCUCAGCUUGGCCCGGCGCCGAAAUGGUGCGCUUUUCUGGACAACCUUGUCGAGGAGAUGGCCGAGGACGCUGAAGAUCCUCAUGCAUUCAGUGCAGCUCGCACCGGUGCUGGUGAAGUGUACGAUAACUACAAAUUCCUCGAUAUGAGCCAGCUUAGAGAUCUCUCUCUCGACCAUUUGAUCGGCCAGACGAACCUGUUGAGGCCGUAUAUGCAUGGCUACUUUGUCGCGCAGAAGCUGUGGGAGCAGGCAAGACUGCUUGCCAAUCCUGACAUGGCUCAAGAACAGAGGCAGAAGAGCAUUCAGGCGCGCAUUGACAAGGAGCGUGAAAGUAGGAUCAGAGGGAAUAAGAAGGUGGCUGUCAAGGUUAACCGGAAGUAUGCGGAGAAGCUGGCGGCGAGAGAGGAGGCCAACGAGAGGCGAAAGGCGCAACGGGUGUUGAAGCAAGGUGGUGAUGAGCGUCCAGCCAAAACGGCAGAUACUGAAGCGGCCGAGAGUACAGAGUCGGUACUUGCUAAGAAGCCGGAGAGGUUGCUGGAUGAUCCUCGCUUCAGUCGCAUGUUCGAAGACGAGGAGUUCCAGAUUGAUGAAGAGAGCCGGGAGUUCGCGAUGCAUAAUCCCUCGACUGUGCCGGAUGCCAUGCCGAAGAAGCGUGGUCUUACCGCCGUCGAAGAAGAUGAGCUGCAGGAGAGAAGAGGCUCCGACGAUCAAAACGAGGACGACGAGGAAAGUGCGGACAGCGAUGCCGAAGCCGAGGCCGUAGCACUACGCGCACGACAGAAGCCUCGGCGAGAAACGGACGCUCAAGAUACACACGGGAGAAUCAGCAGUUCUUCGUACCAACGAGGUGGCAGUGGGAAGGCGAAUAAAUUCAAGCGACAGCAACCGCAGAUGCGCGUUUCGUCGUCGAACCCAAGCGCUCGAAAAAUCCAGCGUCCUUCGGACCGAAGUUUUGGUGAAAUGGCUUCAUCGCUACCAUUAAGGGAGCGCUCGAAUGGCGCCGCACAGAGCGGAAAGGGUGGCGUAGUUGGGGAGAAGGAAGUUACUUUCGCGCCCAGCCAGCCACAAAAGGGGAGACGGCCGACGGAUGGAGGGAAUGAAAGAACUAGUGAUAGGAGGAAGGACGUCGGGAGGGGAAAGGACAGACGGAGUGCAAGUGGCAAUGUUUUCCGCAAGAUGUAG